UAUGCAACACAAAAUCAAAAUCCUAAACUACGUUAUGGAGUAAUAUGGAGUAUAGAUAAGACCCUGCCUAAACCCUGAGCAGCUAUAAGCUUUAGAAACCUCUCAGCUUCCCUCACACUGUCACACAUACCUAUACGGAACUCAGGCUCGAAUGGUUCUUGCAAGCUCGUUCCAGUGUUGUGACUGGAAAUCUGGAAUGAAUGACCUCUUAUCCCUGAGCCUAGGGAGACCUCCCCUCGUGCCGUGGCUCAGGAACGGGCCUGAUUUUAACAAUGGCUUCUUACCUGUAAGAAAGCCGUACUCCGUAAUUCAUAGGGCAGGAAACAUUGUUAAACCCAUCAAAGCUUUGGUUGAGACAUCUUCAUUUCCGCUGUUUCAACAGCCUCAAAACAAUGAAACUCCUUCUGAGAUGGAUUUAGCAGACCCAGACUUUUAUAAGAUAGGAUAUGUUCGAAGUUUUAGAGCUUAUGGUGUUGAGUUUAGAGAGGGACCUAAUGGGUUUGGUGUCUUUGCUGCUAAAGAUGUGGAACCUCUUCGACGUGCCCGGAUGAUCAUGGAGAUUCCAUUGGAGCUUAUGUUAACAAUAAGCGAAAGGCUCCCCUGGAUGUUCUUUCCAGAUAUUGUGCCAGUUGGUCAUCCCAUAUUCGAUAUUAUAAAUUCCACCAAUCCUGAGACAGACUGGGACUUGAGGUUGGCAUGCCUUCUUUUGCUUGCUUUCGAUCAAGAGGACAACUUUUGGCAAUUAUAUGGCGAUUUCUUACCAAGCGCUGAUGAAUGCACUAGCUUGCUUCUAGCAACAGAGGAGGACCUUUUGGAGUUGCAGGACCAAAGUUUGUAUUUAACGAUGAAAGAGCAACAAAAUCGUUGUCUGGAGUUCUGGGAAAAGAACUGGCAUUCUGCUGCACCCCUCAAAAUAAAGCGUUUGGCACGUGAUCCUAAGAGAUUUAUGUGGGCUGUUGCUAUCGCUCAAUCGCGUUGCACAAACUUGCAGAUGAGGGUUGGGGCCUUGAUACAGAAUGCAAAUAUGUUGGUUCCUUAUGCUGACAUGUUAAACCAUUCUUUUCAGCCAAAUUGUUUUUUCCAUUGGCGUUUUAAAGACCGGAUGCUUGAGGUUAUGAUAAAUCCUGGAAGAAAGAUAAAGAAAGGGGAGGAGAUGACGGUGAGCUACUUGGGUGGACAGCAGAACAGUAUGCUUAUGCAAAGAUAUGGAUUCUCCUCACCUGUGAAUCCCUGGGAUGAUUUGUCUUUCUCUGGUGAUUCCCGGAUACAUUUGGAUACAUUCUUGUCUGUCUUCAAUAUUACCGGUCUUCGAGAAGAAUAUUAUCAUAGUAGUCAAUUAGCAAAAGGAGGAGAUAAUUUUGUUGAUGGAGCCGUCAUAGCUGCAGCCAGAACAUUGCCCACUUGGUCAGAUGGAGAUGUGCCUAUAAUUCCUAGCAUAGAAAGAAAGGCAGCAAAGGAGUUACAGGAACAAUGCCAAGAAUGCCUGGCCAAAUAUCCGACAACAUCGAAGCAGGAUCAACGGAUUCUAGAUGAAUCUGAAAUACAAGAAGACCUUUACGAACCUGGAGAGAAUGAUGCAGGAGCAUCUAUUAUACACCAAGGUCUUCUCGUUCAACAUGACAAUCAAGAGCAAAUGGUGAAAGAAGUUCAAUUCAUAAGCUUAACAAGCACGGUUUUUCCUAAACCACUUGUUAAACACCUUGAUUAGGCUAUUUCUUUCUUGAUCUCCCUUUAAGCAAGGUUAAUUAAUGCUUAUAAUACUCUAAUCAUCAUUAAGUAUUGUUAAUCAAGUUUAGUUGGUGAUUAAUUAGCUUAAUUAAGGUAAUUAGUUUAGCUAAUCUUGAUUAAGGCAAAGUUGUUUUUGCUCCUUCAUGAUCUGAUUUUUGUAAGGCCUUAAAGGAAGCUUAAUUCUGAAAAUUCAAGGUCAUCUCAUGCUUAAAUGUGACCUCAUGGAUGACUAGUAAGGUCAUAUGAACUUCAUAUGGGCGUGAAAGCAGCAACAAAUGAGAAAGGAGAGCUUCAUGGUGCAGAAUGCUAAGCUAUUCUGCAGUUUUAGGCGUCCCAGUACCCUUCUUUUCUUCAGUUUUGGGCAAUACUUUUCCCUUCUGCAAAUGAAUUGUGAAGAUAUUUUGUUUAAGAUAUGUACUUUUAUUUCCUGUAGGCUAAUUUUCUGAUUUGCAACGUCUUCUAGAAUAGCUUAGCUAAUCGUUAGAAGGUGUGGUGAAACAGUUUUCUUUUCCGUUUCUCUUAUUUUAUUGCUUUAGUUAGGAUAGCAAAUGACGCCCUUUUGGGCUGAUUUUUGGACAUGUUGUAACCUUAUAUGUCUAGUUUGUAAUGCUUUUGGAAGCAGAUCAUUCCAGUGAAUAUUGGAACUUUUAUGCUAAGUUUACUAA
Messenger RNA from Beta vulgaris subsp. vulgaris (sugar beet), 2393 nucleotides. Its product is annotated as protein PLASTID TRANSCRIPTIONALLY ACTIVE 14. Gene Ontology annotation, cellular component: chloroplast thylakoid; plastid-encoded plastid RNA polymerase complex. Gene Ontology annotation, molecular function: protein-lysine N-methyltransferase activity; protein binding. The transcript is spliced from 12 exons. The record is from RefSeq and is a predicted model, not a curated record. Gene Ontology annotation, biological process: peptidyl-lysine monomethylation; chloroplast organization; thylakoid membrane organization. Lineage: Eukaryota; Viridiplantae; Streptophyta; Magnoliopsida; Caryophyllales; Amaranthaceae. Bases 152 to 1708 code for a protein of 518 amino acids.